AUGUCCUUGACACGGCUGUUUUCUACCACGCGGCAGGCGCGGACGUUUCCGUUGGCGGUGAGGAACUUGCUGGCGCGGCACUCGAUUGACACGCGUCCCGGGGAUUUUGAGGCCGACGCGGACGAGCCGAUUCUCGCUCAUUUGCGUCGUCGGUCGUUGAUUGAGACGGUGGUCAACGAAGACGAGCUGGCGCGGCUGGCUCGCGAAAAAGCGCUCGGCCUGUACUGCGGCGCAGACCCGACGGCCAAGUCGCUGCAUCUGGGCAAUUUGCUGCCGCUGAUGGUUCUCUUGCACUUCAAUCUCCGGGGACACAAUAUUACGGCUCUGGUUGGAGGAGCCACGGGAACGGUUGGCGAUCCGUCGGGGAAAACAACGGAGCGCGCGCAGAUGGAGCAGCAGGAGCGGCUGGAAAACGUGGCGCGCAUCCAGGCGCAGUUCGAGCACUUUUUCCGCAACGGCCGUCGCUACGCUGCCAGCCGCAACCACGUCCUCGACAGCUCCCACGGCCAGGUUGCCGUGCGCAACAAUUUCGACUGGUGGAAAGACAUGGGGUUUCUGGAGUUUCUGGCCAAAUACGGCCGGUUUAUCAGAGUCAACCAGAUGCUUUCGCGGGACUCAAUCAAAAGCAGGUUGGAGUCUGAGCAGGGCAUAGGUUUCAACGAGUUUUCGUACCAGCUGCUGCAGGCCUACGAUUUUUACUAUUUGAACAAAAACCACGGCAUUGACGUUCAGGUGGGCGGAAACGACCAGUACGGCAACAUUGUGGCCGGACUGGACCUGAUAGACAGGAUGCAUUCUGGCGAGAAGAAGAAAGCGUAUGGUGUCACUGUGCCGCUGCUGACGACCGCGAACGGCGUGAAAUUCGGCAAGAGCGCCGGCAACGCCGUCUUCAUCGACAAGAGCCUCACGCCGUCGUUCCAGCUGUACCAAUUCCUGUACAACACGCUGGACGAGGACGUUCCGAAGCUGCUGUAUAAAUUUUCGCUGCUGCCAACGGCGCUGAUCGGGCGGAUCUGCGAGUUCCACCGGCAGAACCGCCCGCUGCGGCUGGGCCAGCGCGUGCUCGCCGUGGAGAUGUGCGAUUUCCUCCACGGCGCCGGAGAGGGCCGCGCAAACCUGGUCAUUAGCGACGCCUUGUACGAGGACACAGAGCUGAACGUUGACGAGGUUCUGGCCGCGUUCCGUCGACAGAACAUGAUCACGGAGGUGCGCGCGGCGGAGCUGGCGAGCGUGGGGGACAUUCUGCACAGAAAACUGGCCGGCGUCUCGAAAAAGGAAAUCAAACGCCUGCUGGCCGGCGGCGCCGUUUCUGUCGGCAAGCAGCGCGUCAAGGUGAGCCGGUGGGACGACCCGGUCGACACAAACCUCGUUCUCGACGGCCGGCUGCUGCUCCUCCGCACGGGCAAGCAGGUCCACGUGUUUGAGGUGAAAUAG
Messenger RNA from Ogataea angusta, 1434 nucleotides. RefSeq lists its product as uncharacterized. Gene Ontology annotation, molecular function: tyrosine-tRNA ligase activity; ATP binding; RNA binding. The transcript has a single exon. NCBI's taxonomy places the organism in Eukaryota, Fungi, Ascomycota, Pichiomycetes, Pichiales, Pichiaceae. The record is from RefSeq and is a predicted model, not a curated record. The coding region runs from base 1 to 1434 and encodes 477 amino acids. Gene Ontology annotation, cellular component: mitochondrion; cytosol. Gene Ontology annotation, biological process: tyrosyl-tRNA aminoacylation.